CUCGUCGCCGCCAUGGAACUGCUCGCGAACCAGGACAUUUGCCAGAGCCUCCUCGAGAUGAGCCCUCCGAGCACAGCGCAUGCGCUGAGCGUCGUCGUCCUCUCGACCCACGGCCUCUGCGCGUAUGGCGAAGACGAUCUCUUGUGGCGGCGGCUGGCGCAGGCCCACUUUGGCGAGGCCAACCCUGCGAUCGUGGCGCAGGUGGCGCUGCCACCACCGCCGUGCAAGGUGCCGCUCUCGCCCACGUGCAACGCCUUUCUCGAGACGUGCGUCGAGCACGCCAUCUUUGCGUCGCUGCAAGUCGUCUCUGGCGACAUUGGCCGCGUCACGAGCAUUGGCACGACAAAACUCGACUGCCUCAUCUUCCCGUCCAACUCGUCGCUGCUGAGCUUUGGCAUUGGCGCGGCCGGCGCCGUCUUCAACCGUGCAGGAAAGGAGCUCACGGUGCUGCUACGAAGCCCCGAGUUUCGCAACACGCGGCGGUAUGUGGCGGACGCGGUCGCGACGCCAGGGUUCGACGCCGGCGUCGACCACUUGAUCCACUGCGUCGGGCCCUCCACGAACCGCCCCGACUGCGCAGCGACCUUGUACCGUACGUACUUUAACGCGUUUGAGCGCGCGCGCGAGGUCGGCGCCACGUGCAUUGCGAUCGCGUCCAUCUCGACCGGGUCCCUCGGCUUUCCGGUCCACGAAGCCGCGACCAUUGCGAUGCGCGUGUACCGCGACUACAUCAAGGCUGUGCGGUGGCGCGCGCAGCUUGCGUUUGUCUGCUACGAAGACCGCGUCUUGGACGCGAUGACGCGCCAGCGUGACGCGAUCCUCGCUGAGUUCAACGUCGGCAGCCUCGAGAUGCCGACCGCUGAGCUGCGACGAGCGCCGUGA
Messenger RNA from Saprolegnia parasitica CBS 223.65, 882 nucleotides. RefSeq lists its product as hypothetical. Bases 13 to 882 code for a protein of 289 amino acids. The transcript has a single exon. The record is from RefSeq and is a predicted model, not a curated record. Lineage: Eukaryota; Oomycota; Saprolegniomycetes; Saprolegniales; Saprolegniaceae.